UUACCAAAAAAAAAAAAAACUUCCUCUAGUAGAUAACAAAUGAGACCUAAGAAAGAGAAGCCCCUUAAAAAAUUUCUUAUAAAUCUCCCACUUCAUUUGCUUCAUCAAUCAAUCUCCACACACAAAAACACAAACACACACAAAACAUGAAGAAACUUUCCUUCCUUCUUCUUCCCAUUUUGCUACUUGUAAUAAUUUCUCAUGUUCACUCCCAGCUACCUUCUCGAGCACCAGUCAACUGGUAUGUGCUUCAAUGGCCACCAACUUACUGUAUCCAACUGAAUAAUGAAAACCCGCCAGGCAGGUGCAUAGAACCAAUUCUUGAACAUAAUUUCACACUCCAUGGCCUUUGGCCAGCAGAUGCAAAUGGAUACACAAUUAGUUGUACGGAUUCAGUAACUGUAAAUUGGAACCAGCUGAUUCCACCAAUCGAAAGUGAACUUAAUAAAUUCUGGCCAAAUCUUAGAGAAGGCCUACCCAAAUGGAGCUUAUGGAAGAAUGAGUAUAACAAACAUGGAGUAUGUGGGGGUUUAGCAGCAAAAGAGUACUUUGAUGCAGCUAUAAGUAUCAAUAAGAAGAUUACAUUGGGAAACUUGUUCAAUUACUUGAAAACAAGUGGUAUUAUUGCGUGUGAUAGCUUGGCUUUUACUAAAGAUCAAAUUAUUACCGCUGUCCAGAAGGUGUUUUCGUCUCCGCUUCAUGUUUACCUCAGGUGUCCUUCAACUGGCAAAAACGCCACUCAUGGUUACUUGAAUGAGGUUGUCCUGUGCACUGAUUUGGUUAAGGGCCAAUAUAAUUUCAUUUCAUGCCCUCAACCAGCUACUCCACAAACUUGUGACAAAUUUCAGUGGCUAAUGCUCCCUCAUCCACAACCUCAAAGCACAAAAGCAGCACAAAGAUUUGAGGAAGAAAUAGAUGAGACAUCUCCUGAGCUUGAACAAUCAUGGGCUAAAUAUGCAUUUAGCAUCUAGAUUAAUGAAAAAAGACAGUCCGAUACAUUAUCGAUAUUACUAUGCACAGAGUUUGAGAAAGUAUCGGAUGAGAAGCAAUUAAUAUUAAUGCUUGGCUUAAAAUAAAUAAAAAGAGGGGAAUGGAAUAUGAUGUAACUGAUGACGUGUAAGCAUGAUGCUCACUCACAGUGUAAAAAUAAAUUUCUAUUAUCUUAAAUAAAAGUUUUAUCCUA
This is a messenger RNA of Capsicum annuum, 1183 nucleotides long. Its product is annotated as ribonuclease S-7. Bases 147 to 971 code for a protein of 274 amino acids. Gene Ontology annotation, cellular component: extracellular region. NCBI's taxonomy places the organism in Eukaryota, Viridiplantae, Streptophyta, Magnoliopsida, Solanales, Solanaceae. The transcript is spliced from 3 exons. Gene Ontology annotation, biological process: RNA catabolic process. The record is from RefSeq and is a predicted model, not a curated record. Gene Ontology annotation, molecular function: RNA binding; ribonuclease T2 activity.